Vespa velutina is the source of this 10912-nucleotide messenger RNA. It is a transcript of the gene NaCP60E, whose product is annotated as sodium channel protein 60E. NCBI's taxonomy places the organism in Eukaryota, Metazoa, Arthropoda, Insecta, Hymenoptera, Vespidae. The coding region runs from base 3070 to 10857 and encodes 2595 amino acids. The transcript has 22 exons. Gene Ontology annotation, biological process: sodium ion transmembrane transport; neuronal action potential; membrane depolarization during action potential. Gene Ontology annotation, cellular component: voltage-gated sodium channel complex; plasma membrane. Gene Ontology annotation, molecular function: voltage-gated sodium channel activity. The record is from RefSeq and is a predicted model, not a curated record.
CAUCUUAUAGAACAAAUAGUUCAACGAACCGUAUUCUCUAACGAGAGAUCUAAUUAAUGGUCGCUUGAUCAAACGACGAAGUGAUCGUUGCCAUAACAAAUAUCUCGAAGCAUGAUUUUCAGUUUUACGAACACACAGAGGUUGAGAAAGAGAGUUCUCGAUUUCAUUUCUAUUUUUUGAGAAAAUUAUAAUUUUAAUGCGAAUGAACAAAAUGGCUAUUUAAAUACGAUAAAAUUGGAAUUAAUAUUAUUCGGAAUAAUAAUUCUAUUGGAGAAACUGAAGUAUUGUUAUUUACGUAUGUACGUACAUAAUAUCAUCGAUAGGAUAUUUUUCCAACGUGUUAUUUACAAAAUUACAAUGGGAAUAUAAUUAAAGUGUAAAAUGAUAUAUAAUCAUGGAUCGAACAAAUUCCUUAGAGAAUUUUAUCUAUAUCACAUAUUUAUUUAAAUUUAUGAUAAAAAUAUUAUUUUUCAUUUGAAUAAUCAAAUUAAAAAUCUCAUCGUUAAUCAACGUCGUAAUGUCGUUUGUGACGAUAUAAAGUCCAAUUUAUCAAAAAAUUUGACGAUUAAUCCUUCAAAAAAAGAAAAAAAGAAAAAAAAUCAAAUUUAAAAUCAAGAAUUGCAAAUCGAAAAGAAGGAAAAAAAUAAACGAAAAAAAAAAAGAGAGAGAUAAUUCUUGAACGAAAGAUCAAAGUGAGAUGAAGGAGGAACAAACAAACGGUAAAUCAUUUUUACAAGGUAACACGUUUCGUUAACAACAACAACAACAAUAACAACAACAAUACAACAACACCACCUAUCAUCCCUUCCCUAAAAUCUACACGUACAUGAACAAAUUUACACGAAUUGUUAUAGAAAAGGAUUUAGUAGUUAAAAUCCAGUGAAAGAAGAAUAAGAAUAAGAAGAAGAGAAAAAAGAAAAAGAAAUAUAUAUGAGAGCACAAGCGACAAGAGUUACAACUCGGCUGGUAGGUUUUUCACUCUGGAAGAUUGUAUUCUCAGUUUUCACCACCGGCAGCACCAGCACCACCAGCACUAUCGUUACUAUUACUAUUACUACUAUUACUAUUACUAUUACUAUUACUAUUACUAUUACUAUUACUACUACUACUACUAUUACUACUACCUACUAGUAGUGAUAUAUACUAAAUAACGAUGGCAAUCGUCAUAGCACGUAGAUUUUUCACGUUCUAUAUCAAAAUGGGGAAAGGACAAAACGAGACGCGAUGUCGGUGUCUCGACGUCGGCCGUCGUUAUGGUAAAAAUGUGUUGGUACGUGCCCACGUUAACUUCUGGAUAAAAUCCGCUAGGCGAGGGGGUAGAUGAUAAAAGGUUGUGUGUUAGUGUAUAUAUAUAUACACAUAUGUCUGUACAUAUGUGUGUGUGUGUGUGUGUGUGUGUGUGUGUGUGUGAGUGGGAGUGUGUGCGCGCGGGGUAUCGUUUGGUUCGAUACGUGCGCGCGCGCGGCGCAAACGAAUCGGCUCUUCGCGGACAGUGCCGCCACAGCUCUCGAAAGAGACGCCCGUGAUUUUGCACCCCCGCUCGCUCGAACCAGAAUCUACCGGACUAUACGACGAGGGUGCACCACGGCUCUCUUCUAUCCGUCUAUCUCUUUCUUUUUCUUUUUCUUCUUUUUCUUCUUCUUCUUCUUCUUCUUCUUCUUCUUCUUUUUUCUCCUUCUCCUCCUCUUCUUUUUUUUCUUCUUCUUCCUUUUCCAUUUUUUCUAUUUCUUCAUCUUCUUCCUCCUUUUCUCAAUAUUCUCUUUCUCUGAUUCUAUAUCCGUAUAUGUCUUUAUCCCUCUCACCCUUUUCCCACGUUUCUAUAUUCCCUAUUCUAUAUUCGUUCAACCCUUAACAUUUAUUCUCAACUCAUUCCUAUUAUUCUUAUAUUAUUUUCAUCGGUCUGUCUCUUUUCUUUUCUCUUAUCUUUCUUCUUCUUCUUCUUCUUCUUUUUCUUCUUCUAUUUAUUAUUAUUAUUAUUGUUAUCGUUAUUAUAAUCUUUUUAUUCAUCCCAUGCACUUUCCUCGUACCAUUGGCGUCCUCCUCGUGAAAGCACGCUUGUGACGUGCGUUCUAACGCUACGUUAAACGUAAGCGUACAAAUUCGCGAGUGCAGUUCGAAGGAAUAUAUCAAGAGGAGGAGGAGGAGGAGGAGGAGGAGAAGGAGGAGGAGGAAGAGAAGGAGAAGGAGUAGGAGGAAGAGAAGGAGAAGGAGGAGGAGUAGGAGAAGGAGGAGGAGGAGGAGGAGGAAAAGGAACAGCACCUAUUGAGCCUCCCAGUAUUUUUGUGAUUGUGAGAUGGUGUUCGUGAACGUGCUGGUGCUGGUUGCUACCCUCUGAUUGAAGAAAGGAGAGAAGGAAGGAAGGAAGGAAGGAAAGAAAGAGAGAUAGAUAGAUAGAUAAAUAGAGAGAGAACGCUAUUGUUAGAUUAGAAUAACUUUUCCAAGGAAAAGGAAUUUAAUUAAGAACGGUAGUAUUAUAAAAGAAAAAAAAAACAAAAACAAAAAGGAAUUAACAGAAAAGUAAAAAAAGAAAAGGAAAGAGAGAGAGAGAGAGAGAGAGAGAGAGAGAGAGAGAAAAGAAGGGGAGAAAGAAAAAAAAGAGAAAAGGAAGCACCAUCGUCAAAAAAAAAAAAAUCCACGGACGUUUUUCUUAGCAAUGAGAAAGAACAGUUGCGCGUUGACAAAUGCCGCCGUUAUGAUUCGUCGGGAGUAUAUCGACGAUGAGUUCCUGUCUUUGGUUGUUCAAGGAGAAGGUUAAGAUCGUUAUAAGGGUAGAAGCGAACGAAGAAAGAGAGAAUAGAAGAGGAAGAGAUCAACGAAGAGGAGUAGGAGUAGAAGGAGUAGGAGAAGGAGAAGGAGGAGGAAGUGGAGGAGAAGUCCGAGUCGGAGUAAUAGAAGUAGGAGUAGGAGGUGGAAGAAAAAAAAGAAGAAGAAAAAGGAAAGAGGAGGAGGCGGAGGCGGAGGAGAAAAAGUGGAGGAGGAGAAGGUGGAAGAAGAAGAGGAAUAAGAAGGUGAUAGUAGGAUCAUCAGAGAUGGAAGGUACAAGGUGAUGAAUAAAGUGCAGAGAUCCCAAUGAUAUCUCGGCGAGGUGGAAGCGAGGGGUGUAAAGGUCCACCCAGUAGUCCGCCGAGUAGCGGUUCCGAGGACAACGGAUUUGUUAAUCGUCCUCGGGUGGCGGGUCUCUACGUAAAGAAUCUUAGCAGAGAGGAGUUGGACAGUUUAGCGGAGGAAGGGAUUUACGGGCCAAAGGGCGAUCCAAGCGAUGAGAGAAGACGCGACGGUGGUAGUCAAAGGAGUUUGAACUUACCAGGUACGAGUCGAGAAUUUGAGGGACAUCAUCGUUAUCCCGUAGGAUAUACCUCUAGGACACCCCAACCACCUAGAAGAUCGGGUAUAGGUUUUAGAUAUAAUGAGAAUGAAAGAAGACUCGAACAUCAUGGUUCUGUACCGAUCGAAAGAGGUUGGUCGAGACGGGUUUUUGAGGAGGGCUCCAGAGUUCACGGUUCACCCGUACGAGAAUCAUUCGGUUCCUGUGAGAGUUGGAAAUCGGUACAACACGGUUUACGUAGGAUCGAUUGCAAUUCACCAAGAGGUACCAGUAGUACCGCUGAUCUACGUGGAUUUACGAUCGAAUCGAGAUCAUCCGUUUCUCGCAAUACGGAUUUUGCCUUUGAAAGGAGUCGCUCCAGGAGCCCCGAGGAACCACCGGUUCCUCCUACAGCCCGUAGAACGCGAACGAGGACGGACGAUAAUCGGGAAUCGCUUAACAAUAAGGGCCAAACGACAAGACGCUCGCCCCCACCUUACGCUGGUUUGAGUCCACCGGAGUACACGGUUUACGACGAUUAUGAUUACGAGGAUGGCCUCUCAAAACUUUUCCCAAGAUGUACAGGGAGACCGUACGCCGAUAGUCCACAGUACGAACAACCAAAGAUAACGAAUAUUACGGAGGGAGAAAUACUAAUAGAUAAUGAAAGAAACGAAUCGACCAGGGAUAACGUUAAGGAAGAAGAAAACAUUAAAACCGAUACGAUGACUCGGAUAUCGCCAACGAUGCAUGAUAAUAAUGGUCCAAUUUUUAAGGACAACGAACAGGAGGAAACGACGACGACGACAACAGUAACAACAACAACAACAACAACAACAACAACAGCAACAACAGCAACAACACCGCCAUCGAAAAAAUCAGUAUCAUCGAAGAUCCAAGAUAGUACGAGAUUGCGUCCACCAUUGGCAGGUACGGCGGGUACAUCCGCGGAUUCUGGUACCGGUGAUUCCGGAAGUGCCGAGAUCCAAGCUGACACCAUUAUGGGAACACCAAGGGGUAGCACGACUAUAACACUUGAUACCGUUGUCGCUAAUGUCGAAGGGAAAUCACCUGGUUCUAAGACACCUGGCAAGGGUGGUAAACAAACAGUCAAACCAUUUACGAAGGAGAGCCUUGACAGGUUAGAAAACCGUACGGUACAAUUGGUUAGAGAUUAUGGAUUUCAACCUAAAAGGAAGAUGUCGGUCGAAGACGGUGCAGUUCUCCCAAUGAAAUUCGAACCUUUCCCGACUGAACUUUAUGGCAGGCCACUCGAAGAAAUCGAUAACUUUAUAUACGACGAGACCUUCUGCGUGGUGUCGAAGAGAUUUCGAAAGAAUUACAUCCACAGGUUCACCGCGACGAAUAGUUGGUUUAUAUUUUCCCCGUGGAAUCCUAUAAGACGGUGUUGCAUCUUCCUGAGUACUAAUCAGUACUUCGAUUACAUGGUUAUGGCCACCAUACUACUUAAUUGCGUCUUCCUGGCCAUGACCGAAACCGUCGAAGAAGCCGAAUAUAUCUUCCUAGCCAUAUACACGGCGGAAAUGGUGAUAAAAUCAAUAGCCAAGGGAUUUAUAUUGAACAAAUAUACCUAUCUAAGAAAUCCUUGGAAUUGGUUGGACUUUGUGGUGAUAACUAGCGGUUAUGCUACUAUCGGUAUGGACGUUGGUAAUCUGGCUGGCCUUAGGACAUUCAGGGUCUUGAGAGCAUUUAAGACUGUAUCGAUAAUGCCAGGCUUAAAGACUAUUAUUAAUGCGCUCUUGCACAGCUUCAAACAACUAGCCGAGGUAAUGACACUAACGAUCUUCUGCCUUAUGGUUUUUGCCCUAUUCGCUCUCCAAGUUUACAUGGGUGAACUUAGGAACAAAUGCGUGAGACAUCAAGAACCGAAUGACACCCAGAUCGAUUGGAUCGAGUGGACUUGGAAUUCAUCCAAUUGGGCUUUCAACGAGUACGAAGAGCCAAUCAUCUGCGGCAAUGUAACUGGCGCCAGACACUGUAACGAGAGCUACACCUGCCUUUGCGUUGGCCCGAAUCCAAACCACGGUUACACCAACUUCGAUAACUUCUUGUGGUCCAUGCUAACCACCUUCCAGCUGAUUACGUUGGAUUAUUGGGAGGACGUCUAUAACAAGGUAUUGUCGGCGUGCGGACCUAUUAGCGUCUCGUUCUUCACGGUGGUCGUGUUUUUUGGUUCAUUUUAUCUAAUCAAUUUGAUGUUGGCUGUUGUGGCACUGAGCUACGAGGAGGAGGCUGAAAUUACGAACGAGGAACGAAGGAAGGAUUUAACCGACCAUCGUGAGGACUCGACGUUUAGUUUCGACCCGACGAAGAUCAACAUUAAGACGCUCACUAAAGAGAAGCAAAAAAAGAUUGACGCAAGGAAGGGAGUAUUACUGAGCAGUUACACGAGAAAGAAGACGAGAAGAAGAAAACGCGGUAGGAGUUCGGCGGGCCAAGAGAAAAAUGGUGGCGCACGUAGCAGAUCGGUUACACCAAGUCCAAGUCCAAGUCCAAGACACUCGAAUGUAAGACCGUCGCAUCUUCCGUUACAAAAUGUAACGCCAAGGCCACCGGAAGCUAGUACGGUUCAUAGAUUGGCACCGAAUCGUGGUAUGUUACAUUCGAGACAGGCAAGUAACAACAGUAAUCAACAAUCGUCAUUAGACGAUUCUGGUGUUGUCGAUGAUCACGACGGUGACGACGUUACAUCUGCCGAAGAACAUGAGAAACGUGAACAUCAACAGAGAGAACAUAGGGUAGAACGUCAAGAUAAGGAUAAGGAUAACGAUCAGGAUCAGGAUCAGGAUCAGGAACAGGAUCAAGGGGAUGAAGAAACCAAAAUAGAUAUCACUACUCGUACCGAUUGUCAACCAGCACCUGUUACCGUUUCCGUUAAAACGAGCAGUCGAGAGAUCAGAGUUCUCAAAUGCAAUGGCGUCAAAACGAAGAAACAUAUGUACGCGCUGCCUCCAGAGUACCUGUCGCAUAUUGUAGUUUUAGACGAUCUUCCAGAUAGAAACUGCGAGAGGUGUAUUCAAUGUUGCGUAGACUACGAGGGAUGGUUACGUUUUCAAAAUUGUCUUUAUAAGGUCGUAAGAGAUCCGUUGUUUGAAUUGAUGAUCACCCUAUGUAUCGUAUUGAACACUGGUUUUCUUGCGAUGGAACAUCACGGUAUGAGCGAGUCGAUACGACAGGCAUUGAACAUCGGGAACAAAGUGUUCACGAGUAUCUUCACCUUCGAAUGCUUUUUAAAAUUGUUAGCACUUAGCAAAGAUUUCUUUAACAACGGUUGGAACAAUUUCGAUUUGAUCAUAGUAUCAGCCUCGUUGAUCGACUUGACGUUCGAAUUGGUCGACGGUUUAUCAGUUAUAAGGGGACUAAGAUUGUUGAGGGUAUUGAAAUUGGCACAAUCAUGGACGACAAUGAAGGUCCUAUUAAGUAUAAUAAUAUCAACGAUCGGCGCAUUAGGUAAUCUGACCUUUGUCCUUGUUAUCGUUAUAUACAUAUUCGCCGUUAUCGGCAUGCAAUUGUUCAGUAAGGAUUAUACAUUGGACAAAUUUUAUCCUGAUCCUGUGCCACGUUGGAACUUUAACGAUUUCUUUCAUUCGUUCAUGAUGAUAUUUCGUAUAUUGUGCGGCGAAUGGAUCGAACCAUUAUGGGAUUGUAUGCGUGCCGAAAAGGAGGACGGUCCUGGUACAUGUUUCGCAAUAUUUUUACCGGCACUUGUUAUGGGAAAUUUUAUGGUACUCAAUUUAUUCUUGGCCCUGUUACUCAAUAGCUUCAAUUCCGAGGAAUUGAAGCAAAAAAAGGAGGAAGUCGGGGAGGACUCGAAAUUGGCCAGAUCGUUCGAUCGUAUACGUUCGAUUGUUAAAAAGAAAAAAUAUCGUAAGGAAAAUUCGGAAAAUGAAAAAAAUAUGAGAUUGGAACAGAUAGUGCGGGAGGUUAUGGAUAAGUCAGAUAAAGAGAAAUAUGCUAUACAGGAGACGGUAUUGAGCCUACCAAAGGAUAAUAUAUAUAAUAGAUCUUAUCAGGAGAGCUUGAAUCAACCUGUAUUUACGUAUGAACCGAUAUAUCGUCAGGCAACAUUGACUACCUAUAGUCAAAGUAGUCAGGAGACUGUUAAGGAAAAUAAAAGGAUUAACGAGAGGGAUGAGAUUAUUGUCAAUGACGAAACUAAUGUCGAGGAAACUAUAGAAAUGGAUGUAUUAAAGGAUCCUAAUAAAAUGGACGAGGAAGUUGCUAUGUUACCGGAUGAGAAAUCAUCCUCUCAACCGAUACGUAAAGAGGAAAGAAUAGAGAAACGACCUUGGCAUGCAUUGGUCAGUUAUGUCGACGAAUUGACUGUUGGUGGUAGAAGAGAUAGCAAAGGUAGAUACAUUGACGGAAUAGGCUCGUUUCCAAUGUUUGGACGUAAUAAAGAGCCAAAGGAACCACAGGAUUGUUUUCCCCAGCAUUGUUAUCAAAAAUGUAGCUGUAUCAAUCGUUGCUUAGUAACUGACAUAGGAAGAAAAUGGAUAAGAAUACGUACUGUUGUACUUUCUGUUGUCGACACACCUGCCUUCGAAUGGAUGAUCCUAGUAUUGAUAUUUGCAUCCUCGAUAACGCUUUGCUUCGAAGACAUAUAUUUGGAUGACAAUCCAUUCCUAAAGAAAAUCCUUUAUUGGACCAAUCUAGCUUUCUGCGCUUUAUUCAGCAUCGAGAUGCUAUUAAAGUGGUUGGCAUUAGGAUUUUGUAAAUACUUCACCAGUUUCUGGACGAUCCUGGAUUUUAUAAUAGUUUUCGUAUCCAUGUUUAGUCUUUUGAUAGAAGAAAAUGAAAAUCUAAAGGUACUACGCUCGUUGAGAACGCUGAGAGCACUGAGGCCUUUAAGAGCGAUAUCAAGAUGGCAAGGCAUGAGGAUCGUAGUGAACGCGUUGAUGUAUGCGAUACCUAGUAUAUUCAACGUGCUCCUCGUCUGUCUCGUGUUCUGGCUUAUAUUUUCGAUAAUGGGAGUCCAAUUUUUUGGCGGUAAAUUCUUCAAAUGCGUCGACGAGUAUGGAGAAUUAUUGGACAUAUCGAUAGUAAAUACGAAGGACGACUGUUUGAAUAAAAAUUAUUCAUGGGAGAAUAGUAAGAUAACAUUCGACCACGUUGGUAUUGCUUACUUGGCAUUGUUUCAAGUGGCAACAUUCGAAGGUUGGAUGGAAGUAAUGGAGGAUGCCGUUGAUGCAAGGGGUGUAGAUCUUCAACCCCAAAGGGAAGCUAAUCUAUAUGCUUACCUUUAUUUCGUGAUAUUCAUCGUGUGCGGCUCCUUUUUCACAUUGAAUCUAUUCAUAGGAGUUAUUAUAGAUAAUUUCAACAUGUUAAAAAAGAAGUACGAAGGUGGCGUGCUAGAAAUGUUUUUGACCGAGAGUCAAAAACACUACUACACUGCCAUGAAAAAGCUCGGCCGUAAAAAGCCGCAAAAAGUAAUAAAACGUCCGAUCAACCAAUUCCUCGCAAUGUUCUACGAUCUGUCCAAUUCCCGAAGAUUCGAAAUAGCAAUCUUCGUUUUGAUAUUUCUGAACAUGCUGACGAUGGGAAUCGAACAUUACAAUCAACCACAUCCAAUAUUUUUCGUCUUAGAGGUGUCUAAUGCAUUCUUCACGACUGUCUUCGGUUUGGAAGCAAUAGUCAAGAUUAUUGGAUUACGUUAUCACUAUUUCACCGUACCGUGGAAUCUAUUUGAUUUCUUGCUCGUCUUAGCUUCUAUAUUGGGAAUACUUAUGGAAGAUAUUAUGAUGGACUUUCCCGUGUCCCCGACGCUCUUGCGGGUGGUGAGGGUGUUCAGAAUUGGUAGGAUCUUAAGGCUCAUUAAAGCCGCUAAGGGUAUUCGUAAACUUUUGUUCGCUUUGGUGGUCAGUCUUCCGGCAUUAUUCAACAUUGGAGCUUUACUUGCCUUGAUUACGUUCAUCUACGCCAUCAUUGGUAUGUCCGUAUUUGGACACGUCAGGAAACAAGGAGCUUUGGAUGAUAUGGUCAAUUUCGAAACGUUCGGCCGUAGCAUGCAAUUACUAUUUCGUUUGAUGACAUCGGCCGGCUGGAACGACGUAUUGGAAUCAUUGAUGGUACAACCACCUGAUUGCGAUCCGACCCCAACUAGUAGGAAAAUGAAUGGCGAUUGUGGUUAUCCGUUAUUGGCAAUAACGUACUUCACUUCUUUCAUCAUCAUCAGUUAUAUGAUCGUUAUCAAUAUGUACAUCGCUAUCAUUUUGGAGAACUUUAAUCAGGCUCAUCAGGAGGAAGAAAUUGGUAUCGUCGAGGAUGAUCUUGAAAUGUUUUACAUACGUUGGUCCAAAUACGAUCCGCAUGCAACCCAAUUCAUCAGUUUCUCACAAUUAAGCGACUUCAUAGCGAGCCUAGACCCACCUCUGGGAAUAUCAAAGCCCAAUGUCGUUGCGUUGGUAAGCUUUAAUCUUCCCAUCGCGAAGGGUAACAAGAUCCAUUGUCUGGACAUCCUCCACGCACUUGUCAAGCACGUUCUUGGACACGUUGAAGAAUCCGAUGAUUUUCGUAAGCUUCAAGAACAAAUGGACGUUAAGUUCAAGAAGCAAUUCCCAACUAGAAAGGAAUUGGAAAUAGUGUCUUCCACGAGAAUUUGGAAACGUCAGGAUAAGGCUGCCAGGCUUAUUCAACGUACGAUUAGAGAAUUUAUCGCAAUGAAGAAGGAACGUGAAAGGAUUGCCCAAGAAGUGGAUUCGCAAACGCAAACAUCGAGUCCUGGUGGUGUUGGGAGCGAUGGUAGGGGCGGGGGUGGGUGGGGUGGAAAGCUGUCGGCCCUGCUGCACGUACACAGAGGUAGCCGGGCCAGUAGCCGCAAGUCCUCCAGGGCCAGCGACGCCAGCGAUCUCAGUGAGCUCGGGACAGCAUCAGCUUGGCUAUUUCCAAAUUUACCUUUGCUGUUGCUCUCCGGCGCCACGGGAACCCACGAGGACCUGCAACCCCCCGCCCUCACCGUGUCCCGUCCCUCACCGACCACGGAACAACCAUCGGCCGCGUCAAGUUCUGGAUCUGAUUCUCACGUUACCAUUAGAUCGGUCGGUGCGACGUUGGGCCGUCAGGACGCCGUGGAAACUUAUCCAGACGAAGACGUCCUGAGUCCGCCGAGUUCGAAACGAAGUUCACUACGUACCAGCGGUACGACAUUGUCCCUGAACACUCUCCAACGGGACAUUAAGGAGGCCUUCAAUCGUCGUUGCAGUAGCCUUCGACGACGUCCACUAGCAGUACCAUUGACAACAAUAAUAACAACAGCAACAGCAACAGCAACAGCAAUAACAGGAACAGCAACAACAACAACAACAACAACAAUAGGAGCAACAGGAACAUCACCGACAUUACCGGAAUCGGUAUCACUUCCUAUAGCUGACGGAAGUGACGUCAGUAUAUUGGUGACCGAGCCUAGCCCAGAAAAUUCAGCGCCUCCAUUGUCAAGGCCACCGUUGAUAAGACAACAAUCUGAGGCUACGGUUGUUCAUGUACUUGUACACAGAGAAAGCGAGGAGUAUAAGGAUCAGCAAGACGACAGCUGAUGAUCUUAAAUAAUUGAUAUGUGAACUUGGGCCUGUGUCCCUAUUUCGUUUUUAU